This is a messenger RNA of Glycine soja, 2496 nucleotides long. Its product is annotated as scarecrow-like protein 14. Gene Ontology annotation, biological process: regulation of DNA-templated transcription. Gene Ontology annotation, cellular component: nucleus. The record is from RefSeq and is a predicted model, not a curated record. Bases 354 to 2288 code for a protein of 644 amino acids. Gene Ontology annotation, molecular function: sequence-specific DNA binding; DNA-binding transcription factor activity. The transcript is spliced from 2 exons. Lineage: Eukaryota; Viridiplantae; Streptophyta; Magnoliopsida; Fabales; Fabaceae.
UGUUGGAAGGAGAAAGGAGCAUAAUCUAGUGAGGAAGAGGGGCAACAUCAACAUUUGACCUCCUCCGACGUUGAAGGAGAUAUUUGAUUCUUGAAAGUGCAAGCAGCAGCUAGCAAGGGAAUUAAGUUAGUUAGUAAAUCCGUCAACCAUGAACUAUGGCCGAAAGACAUGACAUGUGUUAAACGAAUUAGCUAGCCGGUGGCCGGUGGCCGGUGGCCGGUGGCAAUGUUGCGACUUGCGGCUUGCUAGCUUCUUCAACAUAUUAAUUCAGUUCCCAGCUCGAUCAGUAUUCAGUCAGUCCACAUUUGAAGUCGCAAUGAUUAUUCUGACCCUCCCUUCCUCCCACUGAUUCAAUGAUGAAUGCUACUAAUGAUGAAGAGUCUUGCUUGGACAAGAGUGUCCUGAGCUACAUAAAGCAAAUGCUGAUGGAAGACGACACCGAGGAGAGGUACAGUAUGUUCCAUGAUUCCUUAGCCCUCCAACACACUGAGAGAUCAUUUUUGGAGGCUAUCAAUCACAACUAUCCUUCUCCUUCUUAUUCUUCUUCCACACACUAUCAUCUUGACAACUACCCCAGCGUGGAGAGCCCUGAGCCAUGUCUCUCUGCUUGCUCCGCUGAUAACAUUACUUUUAGCGCUUCCAGUAGUUGCGCUAGUAACAAUACUACCAGCUCCUCUGAGUUUCCCUUGAGAAGCCUUUACCCUCUACUUCCUGACACUACUGAUGAAUUUGUUUUCCACUCAAAUUCCACCCAAUCUACCAUCAAUACUCCCUUUGGAUUCUUCGACAAUCCCCUCGCUGAAAUUUUUGAGAGACGUGUAGACCUAGGUACUCUGUUCCUUCCUGCCAACACACCUUUUUCCUCUUCUUUCACAAAGGUUCCUCAUGUUGUAAUUAAGACAGAAGCAGAAGAAGGAGAUCAUUUUCUGACAGGAAGGAAACAAAGGGAGCGGGAAGAGUAUGAAGCUGCAGAUGGGAGAAGCAGGAAGCAAUCAGCAGCACAUAUGGACGAGAGUGAGCUAUCCGAAUUGUUUGAUAAAGUGGUUCUAGGCACUGACUUAAGAAAACGGGUACCUCCUAACACAACCCAUAAAACAACAAUAUUAACAAACAUGUUGUAUGGUGGAGAUGUCUGGGAAAAUGAUGACCAAGUUGUGGAUCUGAGGACACUGUUGAUGCUAUGUGCACAAGCCAUUGCUUCUGAUAAUCCUUCAUCUGCUAAGCAGUUGGUAAAACAGAUUAUGCAGCAUUCUUCUCCAACAUGCAAUGAGACUCAGAGGCUUGCACAUUACUUUGGAAAUGCACUUGAAGCACGCUUGGAUGGAACAGGCUACAAGGUUUGUAGUGCUCUAUCAUCCAAAAGAACCUCUGCCAAAGACAUGAUAAAAGCUUACCAUGUAUACGCUUCAGUGUGCCCCUUUGAAAAGCUAGCAAUCAUUUUUGCCAACAAUUCAAUUUGGAAUCCAAGUGUGGAUGCAAAAGCAAUUCACAUCAUAGACUUUGGCAUCCGCUAUGGCUUCAAAUGGCCUGCACUUAUCAGCCGUCUAUCAAGACGUUCUGGUGGGCCACCCAAGCUACGAAUCACGGGGAUAGAUGUGCCACAACCUGGUUUAAGGCCACAAGAGAGGGUGCUCGAGACAGGGCGUAGACUUGCAAAUUUUUGCAAGCGUUUCAAUGUUCCAUUUGAGUUCAAUGCUAUUGCACAGAGAUGGGACACCAUCAGAGUUGAAGACCUCAAGAUAGAGCCAAACGAAUUUGUAGCUGUGAACUGCUUGUUUCAGUUUGAGCAUCUGCUUGACGAGACAGUGGUGUUGAAUAAUUCCAGGGAUGCUGUUCUGAGGUUGAUUAAGAAUGCAAAUCCAGACAUAUUUGUGCAUGGCAUUGUCAACGGAUCCUAUGAUGUACCAUUCUUUGUGUCACGGUUCCGGGAGGCUCUCUUUCAUUACACUGCAUUGUUUGACAUGCUUGACACCAACGUUGCUCGUCAAGAUCCCAUGAGGUUGAUGUUUGAGAAGGAGUUGUUUGGACGGGAGAUAGUGAACAUCAUAGCUUGCGAAGGUUUUGAGAGGGUUGAGAGACCACAAACAUACAAGCAAUGGCAGCUUCGGAACAUGAGAAAUGGGUUUAGGCUGCUUCCUCUGGAUCAUCGAAUCAUUGGCAAAUUAAAGGAUAGGUUGAGAGAUGAUGCGCACAACAAUAAUUUCUUGCUUGAGGUUGAUGGCGACUGGGUGCUACAAGGUUGGAAGGGUCGAAUUCUAUAUGCCUCCUCUUGUUGGGUACCUGCAUAGCAUAGGCCUUGAACAUUAUUUAUUCCAGAUUACAAAAAUCUAGUCUUACACACAACUAUUAGUACGUCUCCUUCAAUCUCCCUAGCUCAUUUGUUGUUUUUUAUGAUAAGGAAAAACCAAAGUUAUAGUUAGUUUCUUUCAAUGUGUAGUUUGUUUAGUACUUACAUAUCUAACAAAUUCAGCAAAUACAAUUGAGAGCCGCAAAGAA